Messenger RNA from Diatraea saccharalis (sugarcane borer), 2320 nucleotides. The record is from the annotation of a GenBank genome assembly. NCBI's taxonomy places the organism in Eukaryota, Metazoa, Arthropoda, Insecta, Lepidoptera, Crambidae.
GAAGAAAGAUCGCGAAAAAUCUGUUCUUCGUCAUUGUUUUAGUGUAAAUAUUUUAAUUUUAAAGCCUACGUUUGUAAUCAUAAACGUAGGUAAAUUAAUGAUCGAACAUAAUGAUGGAUAGUGUUGAAAGUGGUAUUAAAAUGGAUAUUCUCAGUUUACCAGUUGUGGUAUUAGAAAAUAUAUUUUCGUAUCUUAGUUAUGACGAGAUCGCCAAGAACAGAAUAGUAUCUAAAGCCUUUAACGACAUAUGCAUGCGUCUUUUGAACCGUGGUUUCUUGAUGAUAGAGCGCCGGCAUGCUUUGGCACUGAAAGCAGUUAAGACACAGCUGCCUCGGAGGGAGUCUGAACGAAGAUAUCACCCGUUAUCCCGCCACAGUGAUAUAUUGACAUCGCUGGAGACACGUAUAUCGAUGCUCAACAUGACUUACACGAAAUUCAUUGACAAUGGUAUAUGCUGCUUCAUACCGGGCAAGGUAAUAGAUGAGAUACGUCGUGUACUAACCAUCGUGGAGACGACUAAGACUCCUCCCCGAGCCCACGAAGUACUACAAGAGUUGAGAGAUAUAUCGAGCAUGGCGAUAGAACAUUUCGAUGACAAAAUAUCACCGGCGUUCCGCAAGAAGUUACAAGAUAGCGUUGUACCACCACCGCCUAGACCUGCGCCAGGCGUAUUAGCACCGAUCGCAAUCCGUCAAGAUAUGCUUCUGAUCAGACGCCGUCUCCUUCUCAACACGAAGCUGUCACUGUAUCUAACCGCGCAACAAAAGAAGUUUCACAAGCGGAUGUUCGAAUAUAGAAAAAUCGCCUGGCGACAGCGUAAAACUAUACGUUGCCUAAUGAGAAGACAGAAAGAGCAGGACAACACUAUAGCGGAUUUGAGGAAACGCAUCGAAGAAUGUGACAUCAAGUAUUCGGAGUUGACGCAUACAAACCAAGCUGUCGGUGGAAAAGUUAUUGCAGUGCUGCCUAACAUCAAACCGCGUAAGCCUCUCAUCAAUCUGCCAAGUUUAUCCGAAGAUGACGCAGAACCACCCCCGAAAAUACCCAAAAUUGACGACCAACCCUCCACAUCUAAACCGAAACCACAGUCUACAAUCGCCAAGAUACGAGGGAUCGCUAACGAAAUAAGAACCCUAACAAACUUAAACAUAGAGGGCAAAUUGAAACGUCCGGUCCCCUUGAACCCUUUGGCAAUUUUAGAAGUAGAGGUGAAGAAGCAAAAAUUGGAUUAGUCGCGGUAAGUGAAUUUCUUCACCAUCAUGUUGUAUUAAGGCUGAUUAUCGGUUGUAAAUAAUAUUCUCUAUAAGGUGACAACAACGGUGUUAUUUGUCUGACGGUAAUUAUUUGUCAUUUGGAUUCUGACCCCUAUGUUAUAAAGUUGAAUUUGGAUUGAUCGGAACGAGGUAUGGCUUUGGAACGGCUAAUGUGUAAACUUUGAUUUGAGAAUAUAAAAAAAAAAAAUUAAGUCGCGCGUGCGCGUUGCGAUAUAUUAUUAUUAUAGAUUGUAAUGUUUAUUUACAAAACUCAAAAUGUCUUUCAUUUAUUGUAAUAAGGUUGAAAUUAGAAAACAUGUUAUAUUUUUGUGAGUCAGUUGCAAGGGAUAUCUAUUUUUAUUAAUGUAUAUAUACAUUAUUAUUACGGAAAGAAAUCAGAGAAUAUUGUUAAGAAAUAUUUUAUAAACUAAACAUAAAAGAAUUUUAAUCAUAAUAUGUUAUGAUUUUCAUAUUAUUUUGGACAGUAAUUCCUUGCAACUAACAAUGGGUAUUCAGGCAAUAAAAACAGAUGUCUAAGAAUUUAACCUUAGUAUCUAGCCUUUGUUCGAGUGAAAAAUUGGUGGUGAAACAAAUACAUUUAUUGAAUAGCGAUCGUCAAGAAAAGCGGAGGUAGUCGAAUACGAGAGAAGGGCUUAUUAUUACGUUUUGGCAAAGUGGCAUUGUGCGAGAUUGACUUUUGCUAAAAUGACUUUCUGAGAAAAUAUCUUUUUGCGAAAAUUACUUCUUCUUCGUCUUUUUUAAUUCAUGGCGUUUACACAACUCCGCCAAUGUCACGUUUGUGGUCUUUACACGUAAAUGACUUUCUGUAACUUUUUCGAGAUGUCAUUUUAAGAAUGUGACGUACUACGUCAAAACAAGUAUCAUGUAUACAACACAUUAAAAGGUUGGAAUCUCCCAUUCAACAGUACAUCAGUAUUAUUGCCAAUCGAUUUGAAACCUUAAAUUUAUUAUGUAUGUGGUUAAAUUAAAGAGCUCACUAAUGGAAUUGCUGGUUGCUUUUUCAGUACAUCUCGUCGAGAUUAUACUGCCAGUGAGGAUCUCAACCG